Molecule: messenger RNA, 804 nt
Organism: Manihot esculenta (cassava)
Lineage: Eukaryota; Viridiplantae; Streptophyta; Magnoliopsida; Malpighiales; Euphorbiaceae
Product: cytochrome b5
Exons: 4
Coding region: 166-567 (133 amino acids)
Cellular component (GO): intracellular membrane-bounded organelle; membrane
Molecular function (GO): heme binding
Source: RefSeq, a predicted model, not a curated record
UUUCCUCAAUUCUCAAGGGCAUUUUCCUAAUUCUACCUCAAGAUUUUGGCAAAUAAAUGCACGGAUUACUUGCAACUGUCGAUGACUCUUAGCUAUUGAGCUUUGACAAGCUACUGACAAAUACAAAGAGAGCGUCCAUCUCUUCUAGGCUUUUGGGAGAAAACGAUGGCUUCAGAUCCCAAAAUUCACAAAUUCGAUGAUGUUGUAAAGCACAACAAAUCUAAGGAUUGUUGGCUUAUUAUCUCUGGCAAGGUCUAUGAUGUCACCCCAUUCAUGGAUGACCAUCCUGGAGGAGAUGAAGUUCUGCUGUCAUCAACAGGGAAAGAUGCAACAAAUGAUUUUGAAGAUGUGGGUCACAGUGAUUCUGCUAGAGAUAUGAUGGAAAAUUACUACAUUGGUGAAAUAGACGCAUCAACUAUUCCAGCAAAACGGACCAUUCCUCCACAGCAGACUGCCUAUAAAGGUGAUAAGAGCUCGGAUUUCUUCAUCAAGAUCUUGCAGUUUCUCGUGCCUCUCUUGAUCUUAGGCUUAGCUUUUGCAGUCCGACACUUCACCAAGAAAGAGUAGGCUAAUUUCACGACAUAUAGUUCCCCAUGUUAAGGGUAAUUUUGGACUCAUGAGUCAAACUAUAGAGGGCUUCUCUUUUUUUACCUUAAUUUUCUCUUCAAUGUCUGAAAAUUAAAGAAUGGUUCAUAGUUGGUCCCCUGGGGACCUGUCUGGGAGUGUAUUUUUGGAACAUUGUGUUUCAUUAUUGACAGGACAAUGUUGGCCUUUUACUUGGAUGAUAAGCAGGUUAUAUUUUCA